GAGAUUCUUAUGACAAACAAAAAAUAGCUUGAGUGUACCAGGGAUGUAGUUCUGCUGACGGAUGGAGAAGGCUGCCAAGGAUAAGGAGAGAAAAAUCACUACAGAUUUCUUGCUUCCCCUGAAAGCAGGUUGAACAAUCCAGAUUCUCUGAUUUCCAGCCCGGCCAGCCAGGCCUCCCUCUUUCAAGCUCCUUUUGUCUUAUUUUCCUCUUCCUUCUGAGAAACAUAAAAUGAGUAAGAGGUGGAAGAUCCCUUGCCCAACCAUGAUUCAGGAGAAAGCUCAGCCAAAGAACAGGCAAGUGUGGCAUCGCCUAGUGGACUUGUAGAGGCAGGUCUCAGAGCCACCCCUGAUUUUGCAAAGAAGGCACCUCUUUCAUCACACGUUCUAGGACCUUCAAGUUCAGGAAGAAACUCUCUGCUUCUCCACUGACGACUUGGCACAAUGUGCCCUGCAGGACCAGUGUGAGUAAACAGGAGGCUUCUCUACAACAUGACCCACAGGGACAAUGCAGGUCCUGUUUGCAGCCUGAAGUUUGUGACUCUCCUGGUGGCUCUAAGUCCAGAGCUCCUAUUCCUGGGAGCCGGAGUGCAGCUUCAAAACAAUGGGUAUGAUGGAUUACUCGUUGCAAUCAAUCCUCAGGUAUCCGAGGAUCAGAACCUCAUCCCAAAUAUUAAGGAAAUGAUAACUGAAGCUUCUUUUUACCUAUUUAAUGCUACCAAGAGAAGACUGUUUUUCAGAAAUAUAAAAAUUGUAAUUCCUGCCACAUGGAAAGCUAAUAAUUAUAGCAAAGUAAAACAAGAAUCAUAUGAAAAGGCAAAUGUCAUAGUGACUAAUUGGUAUGGGGCACAUGGAGGUGAUCCAUAUACCCUACAAUACAGAGGGUGUGGAAAAGAGGGAAAAUAUAUUUAUUUCACACCUGACUUUCUACUAAAUGAUGACUUAACAGCGGGCUAUGGAUCACGAGGCAGAGUGUUUGUCCAUGAAUGGGCCCAUCUUCGAUGGGGUGUGUUUGAUGAAUAUAACAAUGAGAAACCUGUCUACAUAAAUGGGCAAAAUCAAAUUAAAGUAACAAGGUUACUUGAAAGCAUGGGUGAGAAUGUUAAACCUCACCACGAAAUGAGAAACACUGUGGCUGUGGAUAACAGUGUGGGCAACGACACUGCCUUUCUAGUCACAUGGCAGACCAGUGGUCCCCCUGAGAUUGUAGUAUUUGAUCCUAAUGGAAGAAAAUACAAUACAAAUAAUUUUAUCAUCAAUCAAGCUUUGCGGACUGCUCACCUCUGGAUUCCAGGAACUGCUGUGCCUGGGCCCUGGACUUACACACUGAACAAUACCCACCAUUCUCUGCAAGCCCUGAAAGUGACAGCGAUCUCGCGUGCCUCCUGCUCAGACAUACCUCCUGCUACUGUGGAAGUCUUUGUGGAAGAAGACAGCACCCGUUUUCCCCAUCCCAUGAUGAUCUAUGCGAAUGUGAGAAAGGGCUUCUAUCCCAUUCUCAAUGCCACUGUCACUGCUAUGAUUGAGCCAGAGACUGGAGAUCCUGUUACACUGAAACUUUUUGAUGACGGAGCAGGUGUCGAUGUUAUAAAAAAUGAUGGAAUUUACUCGAGGUAUUUUUUCUCCUUUGCUGUAAAUGGUAGAUAUAGCUUGAAAGUGCAUGUCAAUCAUUCUCCCAGCAUAAGCGCCCUAGCCCACUCUAUUCCAGGGAGUCAUGCUAUGUACAUACCAGGUUACAUAGCAAACGGUAAGAAUCAUUAGCACUGUUAUCUGAAUAGCAUCAUUAAUGUUUAUACCACUGAUGAGUGUGUGUGUGUGUGUGUGUGUGUGUGUGUGUGUGUUUCAAAGAGGAAGGCAGGAGUGAAAAAGAUGAAAUUUCAAACUUCUUUCUACUUAAGUCAAUGUAUAAUUUGUUGACUAUCUCUUCAGUCCUUAAAAGUUCAUGGCUG
Hipposideros armiger (great roundleaf bat) is the source of this 1946-nucleotide messenger RNA. RefSeq names its product calcium-activated chloride channel regulator 2-like. The record is from RefSeq and is a predicted model, not a curated record. Bases 490 to 1758 code for a protein of 422 amino acids. Lineage: Eukaryota; Metazoa; Chordata; Mammalia; Chiroptera; Hipposideridae. The transcript is spliced from 7 exons.